Molecule: messenger RNA, 1038 nt
Organism: Saxophila tyrrhenica
Lineage: Eukaryota; Fungi; Ascomycota; Dothideomycetes; Mycosphaerellales; Extremaceae
Exons: 2
Coding region: 1-1038 (345 amino acids)
Biological process (GO): protein lipoylation
Cellular component (GO): mitochondrion; cytoplasm
Molecular function (GO): lipoyltransferase activity
Source: RefSeq, a predicted model, not a curated record
AUGCACCAGCUCACUCCUAUUCCGCAUCAAGUGCCAAGCAUCAUCAUCGGUAGGAAUCAGAAUCCGUGGCUAGAAGUUGAUCUCAACUUGAUUUCCCAAGCAUCAAAACCCGGCGUACUCCAGCAAAUCGAUCUCGUCCGCCGCCGAAGCGGAGGCGGAACAGUCUUCCACGAUGAAGGCAACGUCAACUGGACUGUAAUCUACCCUUCUGCGGACUUCACUCGGGACAAGCAUGCCGAGAUGAUCGUGCGUGCUUUGCGAGGAUGCGGCGUUGAGCGGGCGAGAGUCAAUGAACGCCACGAUAUUGUGCUGGAUCAAGGCGACCGUAAGGCCGACUCAGAUCCAAAGGACACGCAUACGAGUCCAUACACGGCAUCCAGUGACUCUGCAGCACGGCCGUUGAAGGUCUCUGGCUCAGCGUACAAGCUGACGAGAGGACGAGCGCUGCAUCACGGGACCUGCUUACUCUCGAGCCCGAACCUGAAGUUCAUCUCGCAGUGUCUACACUCGCCCGCCAGACCUUACAUCAAAGCUCGCGGUGUCGAAAGCGUGUCCUCGCCUGUUACGAACAUCGCUCUGAGCAACGAGCACUUCAUCUCAGCAGUGCAGGACCAGUUCAGCAAGAUGUAUGACCAUGACCGUGGUGUUGAAGCAAUGCCAUUCAAUGAUGAACUGCUGGAGGUCACAGAGAUCAAGAGAGGCUACGAAGAGCUUCAGUCACUCGAAUGGACGUACCUCCAAACGCCACAGUUUACUCUCGCGAACUCGAAUGAGGUCUCACGACCUGUCAACAUCGAUUUGACCGUUCGGCAUGGUGUUGUCACCGACGCUUCCAUCGCUCCAACUGCUAGCGACCCGUCGCUUCAGGAGAGGACGUCGCUCAAUGAGAACCUUGUCGGCCUCACGCUGCACAAAGUUACGAAUUGGCAGGACGAGCUCUCCGACUCACUGAAAGCCCUACCUUCUGAGGAGGGCAGGCGUUUCGUCGUGGACUGGCUGAGCAAGAUGCUGCCCAGUAUUCCUCGAAGUGGCAAGUGA